Messenger RNA from Orussus abietinus, 1637 nucleotides. RefSeq names its product NEDD8-activating enzyme E1 catalytic subunit (gene Uba3). Gene Ontology annotation, biological process: protein neddylation. NCBI's taxonomy places the organism in Eukaryota, Metazoa, Arthropoda, Insecta, Hymenoptera, Orussidae. The record is from RefSeq and is a predicted model, not a curated record. The transcript is spliced from 4 exons. The coding region runs from base 23 to 1345 and encodes 440 amino acids. Gene Ontology annotation, cellular component: nucleus; cytoplasm. Gene Ontology annotation, molecular function: NEDD8 activating enzyme activity.
GACAUUCUUCAUUCGUUAAAGAAUGGGAUCAGAUCAUACACAUAGACGAUGGAGUCAUUUGCGAAAAGUUUUGGAACGAUCUGGACCGUUUUGCCGGCCGGAUUUCGAACCAUCAGCGGACACCUUACAAUUUUUAAUGGAAAGUUGCAAACUCCUCGUCGUUGGUGCCGGUGGGUUAGGUUGUGAGUUACUAAAAAAUCUAGCUUUGAUGGGGUUUAGACAGAUCCACGUUAUCGAUAUGGAUACCGUUGAAUUGUCCAAUUUAAACAGGCAAUUUUUAUUUCGCCAUAAGGACAUUGGUGCUCCAAAAGCUGAUGUCGCUGCAAGAUUCAUUAACGCUAGGAUACCAGGUUGCAACGUGGUGCCACACUUUUGUAAAAUUCAAGAUACAGAAGAUGUGUUCUAUCGACAGUUUCACAUAAUAGUUUGUGGCUUAGAUUCAAUAGUAGCGAGAAGAUGGAUUAAUGGUAUGUUAAUAUCACUGCUAGAGUAUGAAGAUGGAGAAUUGGAUCAGUCCAGUGUAAUACCAAUGGUUGAUGGAGGUACCGAAGGUUUCAAAGGAAAUGCUAGGAUUAUCUUGCCUGGAUUAACUGCCUGCAUUGAGUGCACAUUAGAUCUUUAUCCACCUCAGGUUACGUAUCCACUAUGUACGAUAGCGAAUACACCUCGAUUGCCAGAACAUUGUAUAGAGUAUGUCAAGGUAAUACAAUGGCCAAAGGAAAAUCCAUUUGAAUGUACCAUUGACGGAGAUGAUCCACAACAUAUCAAUUGGAUUUAUGAAAAAUCUACAGACCGAGCCACUCAAUUUGGUAUUCAAGGAUUAACUUACAGAUUAGUACAAGGAGUUGUAAAGAACAUAAUUCCUGCUGUUGCAUCUACAAAUGCAACAAUUGCUGCAACUUGCGCUACCGAAGUCUUUAAACUUGCAACUAGUUGUUGCUCAUCAUUGAAUAAUUACAUGGUUGUUAAUAACUUGGAUGGCAUUUAUACAUAUACUUACGAAGCAGAGCGAAAAGAUGACUGUUUGGCUUGCAGCCAAGUUCCUAAAGAAAUCGAAGUAAAGAAUGCAAAUAUCAAACUGAAGGAUUUCAUCUCUUUGCUGUGUGAGAGACCAGACUUACAAUUGAAGAACCCUGGUAUUACAGCCAAUAUCGGUGGAAAAAAUAAAACCCUCUACAUGCAAACAGUGAGCAGUAUUGAAGAAAAGACGAGAGAUAAUUUAAUUAAAACUCUAGCAGAGCUAGGUCUUAUAGAUGGAACUGAACUAAUGGUUGCCGAUGUUACAACACCAAAUACUGUUGUGUUAAAAUUAAGAUUUCCACAAACUGAUGUUGUCAUGGAGUAACUUAUGUUCAAACUUGAACAAAGGAAAAUCUGCAUUUAUCAUUUACAUGGAUGUCAAGUGCAGUAUGAUGUGUUUUCAAUUUGAGUCAUGAUUUGUAUGAAAUACUAUGAUUGUAACAUUACUUUAAAACGAUAGCUAGACUUUUAAUACUGGAAGAAGUCUAGAGAAUUCCAGUAAUGUUAUGAUGGUUUCUAAUGUUGUUCUAUAUUUUUACUUUGCUCCAGUUAGAAGUCAUGGAUCGUAGCAAACUUAUUGACGAAUGGUACACAAUAAAAUUGAUACAAUAUUAUAA